UGCACUCAUGGAAAGUAUGGGCACAGUGCGGAGGUGCCCCGGGGGGCGGGGGGGGACACGCGAACUGGAAUAGAAUGGAAAGGGUUCCAAAAACAAACACUCCCAUCGUCAGUUUCUCCGGAGUGAAAACUCUCCACCAGCCACGUUAAAUAGAUUAAAAGGGUUUGAGGCAGUUUAUUUCAAGAUGGGCCGGGAAUAGCCAGCGAGCCAGGCAGCCAGGCAGGCAGUCGGUCAGUCAGCCACGAGUUCAGUGUCACAGCAUCCCCCCAGUUGCGCACCGUCAUGUCGCUGAGGCUCCUGCCCGCCAUCAUCAUGGACGACGACGACGACGACGGCAACUUCACCAAGUGGAUGAGCAGCUAUUGGGGACACGGACCUGAAGGAUGUGGCGGCGGUGGUGGUGGUGGUGGAGGUGCAGGAGGUGGAGGACACUCGCGCGAAAGGAAGCGAAGUUUUAGGAGACCUGCCAAGACCAGAGUUGAUAGAAGGGCAUCACUUCCCACUGUGUCUCAGCUAGACGCCAUGAAGCUGAACCGGUUGCACGCCGCCACCAUGGCGCCGGCGCCAAGCCAUGCCAAGAGCCGAGAGGAAAAGGGGGAGGUCAGACCCCCCCAGGGGGCUCGGCGGACCGCUUCGGACGACAACGGACGCCCCAAGUCGGCCGUCCCGGAGAACCGCAUCGGCACGAUCCCGGAGCUGGCAGAAUCCUUCCAAAAUAGACUUUGUCUUCAAGAUAACUGCAGCUUGUCACUGAACGACGACGUCAAGCUGUGUCUGCUGUGUCAUGACAACAAGUACAAAAGCGGCGGCGGGGGCGUUCAAGAGCCGCACUGUGCACACGCCUUCCACAAGGAGGCCGCUCGCAGGUCCGGGCCGUGCGCCCCGCUCGGCGAUGGCGGCGAGAUGACGGCGGCCUGCCUGGUGAGGAGUCUCCUGAGCGGCAGGAGGAGGUCGGCGGACGAGACACAACAACAAAAACAACAACAACAGCAGCAGCAGCAGUACACGUUCCGGCGGCAGCUUUCUCUGCGCAGGCACCGCUAAAUUCUCGCCUGAACUCUGCAGUGCGAAUUCGUCAGUGGCGAGCCGUGCAUUUUCUCCCCCUUCAGUGGGGAUAAUCCACCUCUUAAUACCACCACCACAACAGGUCACGAUUAUUAUAAACCAUCAAUACUUUACAAAAAUACAAUGUAACGGCACGCGACACUGCCACGUACAUCAUCUGAAGAAGUGGGGGGAAAAAAAACCACACAAUAUAAAAAACAAAAAACAAAAACAUGAUACUCACCAGGGAUGCUCAUUAUUCAAUUAAAGUGUUCAGAUCGUUUGAUUAGUAGGUACAGAAACAGUCCAAUUGCUCAUUGUUGAAGGUCCACGGGCCAGGACGGCUGAUUGUGAAGGCGCUGGGCAGAUUAGAGUGACACGGCAACACAAAAAGGUUGAAAUCUUAUUGGACAAAGACAUCUGGCACCCACGUAUGCACUGGAAUCAGUGCAGCCAAGACAAACACUACCAAAUGAAGAGACUAGACUGUGAAUAAAUUCAUCGAACAAAUAUUUGAAUUUAAACCCUGACCCCUAUUCUACAGUGUAUAUUUCUACUGUUCAUUUUCACUUUAAUAGCAUGUUUCAGUGUUAAAUUGUGUCUAAUAAUUUGUGUCCCCUGUUGUUCACUCCCAGUUCAGUGUUUGUGUUUGGUGCUGUAAAGAGAAGAAUAAAAAAAGUCAGUAAAAUGCCCACGUUCAAGUUAACCAGGAGAAACUGCUUGACUUUAUCAGCAGCCCCCGAAGCGAUGCCUCAAAACUGCCACGUCAGAGCUGAGAUUUGAACCCAGAACCUUUUGAUUGUAAGGCACCGGGGCUAACCACUUUUCUGCCAGCUAUUCUACCUACACUAUUAAUAAUAAUAAAAAAAUGAUACACUGAUAUGAGUGACUGAGUCACUCAUUCCCUACUCCCUAAUUACUAUACAGGCAUUGUUCGUGGACUUUUUUUUUGGUAGACUAUAUAAGCCACCUUAUAAAAAGAAGCCUAAAAAGUUAAAUACAACUUAACUGUUCUUAGGCAGCGAUUCUUUCCUUUGCUAUUUUCGGAUAAAUUCACUCAUUCCCUGCCCCACAAACACGACAUAGGGAUUUUUAGUGGGCUUUUACAUAGUCUACUAUGUGAAAAUGUCAUUAUAAUUAUUAGGGAGUAGUGAUCGUGAAUGAUUCUCAACACAGCCCAGUUCAUAUAUUAUUACUUUAAAGUAAUAGUUUCUCUGUAUUCCCGUUAUA
This is a messenger RNA of Phycodurus eques (leafy seadragon), 2274 nucleotides long. It is a transcript of the gene lnp1, whose product is annotated as leukemia NUP98 fusion partner 1. The record is from RefSeq and is a predicted model, not a curated record. The transcript has 4 exons. Lineage: Eukaryota; Metazoa; Chordata; Actinopteri; Syngnathiformes; Syngnathidae. The coding region runs from base 283 to 1044 and encodes 253 amino acids.